UAUUUUAUAAUGGCAACUUCAACUCUUUUUGUCUUUGCAUUUGUCAUGCUCUUUCUUGCUACACAAGGGAAUUGUCAAUGCGAUGCUGUAUCACAAUUUAAAUUUAUUCAAAUUCCGACGGGACAGAAAAUACAAAAUAAGCCAGAAUGGAAUAUCACCGUGACAAACGAUUGCUUGUGUACAAGAGACUAUAUUAAAUUGGACUGCAAUGGAUUUCAAACUGUAGAAAAAGUUGAUCCGUUAAAAUUGGUGAUCACCGGUACUGAAGGUCUCCUUAAUAACGGAGACGUUGUUCGUGGAUAUGAAUCCGUUAGUUUCACUUAUGCUUGGGAUAGCCCUUUUCAGUUUAAGGUGAUUAGCUCCCUAAUUGGUUGUUCUUAAGGGAAGA
Messenger RNA from Mercurialis annua (annual mercury), 388 nucleotides. RefSeq lists its product as uncharacterized. Gene Ontology annotation, biological process: cell fate determination. Bases 10 to 381 code for a protein of 123 amino acids. Lineage: Eukaryota; Viridiplantae; Streptophyta; Magnoliopsida; Malpighiales; Euphorbiaceae. The transcript has 2 exons. The record is from RefSeq and is a predicted model, not a curated record.